UUAAUGUGACGUUCAUGGUAAAAAGCCAGGCGUCGAUCAAUUUUGCAAGACUGUUCCCUUUCUUUCCACCUUGUUUUUUAAUAAUCAUGUUAAUUGAAAUCAAAAGUGCUAUAUUUGCCAUAUAGAAAACCUGUGGAUUACAUAUAUUCAACUAAAACGUCAAAUGUACCUUCUUUUUCCGGGUCGUGAUGACUAAUGCAGCAACAAGGCAGCGUAGUACGGAGAUUGUCAACGAAUUGGGACACGGCCCAACGGCGCCACUAUUUUAAACUCCGCGUCGUUGUCCUGUUUUGUGUUAUCUAUAUUUCACGUUUUCUUCACGUUUUCUACAAACCACGUUGUUUGUUAAAUCAGUCUAAACGCAUUUUGGGGACGGUAUGGGUGUUCACGAUUUGUGGUCCAUCGUCGAGCCGGUUUGUGAGUCGGUGCCGCUGUACAGUUUGAGCGGAAAGACGCUGGCAGUGGACCUGAGUUUAUGGGUGUGCGAGGCCCAGCAUGUCCAAGCAAUGAUGGGGAGAGUUACCAAGCCCCACCUGAGGAAUUUAUUUUUUAGGGUGUCAUCGCUCACGCUUAUGGGGGUAAAGCUUGUCUUUGUGAUGGAAGGAGAAGCCCCUCAACUUAAAGCAGAAACCAUGAGCAAGAGGACAGAAACGAGAUAUGGAGGAUUCAAAAAAUCAUCUGUCCCGAAGUCUACAACACACACCAGCAGAGGGCGCUUUAAAGCUGUGCUUAGAGAGUGUGCAGACAUGUUGGAUUCUCUGGGUGUGCCCUGGGUGACAGCUGCCGGGGAGGCUGAGGCCAUGUGUGCCUACCUGGACUCACAGGGCCUGGUAGAUGGCUGCAUCACUAAUGAUGGAGACGCCUUCUUGUAUGGUGCCCGGACUGUCUACAGAAACUUCAAUAUGAACAGUAAAGACCCUCAGGUGGACUGUUACAGGACCUCCAGGGUACAAACAGAGUUACAUCUCUCCAGAGAGAAUCUAGUUGGUCUGGCCAUCCUCCUUGGCUGUGAUUAUAUUCCUAAGGGCAUACCAGGUGUAGGUAAAGAGCAAGCACUAAGGCUUAUCCAGAUGCUGAAGGGACGAACACUUCUGCAGAGGUUCAUCCAGUGGAAGGAGGAGAAUGCAGACGUGUCUAAGGGAAUUCUAAAGAAGGUUUCUCACUGCAACGUAUGUCGCCACCCUGGCUCAGCAAAGGCACAUGAACGUGGUGGAUGUGUGCUUUGCAACAGUAAACAUUUCUGUCAACCCCAGGACUUUGACUACCAGUGUCCCUGCGACUGGCACCGCUGUGAACAGACCCACCAGGCUUUGUCUUUUGAGGCAAAUAUCAGAAAGAAAACACUGGCAAGUCAACGGUUCCCCUUUACAGAGAUAAUUUCAGAGUUCCUGAUUUCCAAGGAUAAACCAGUGUCACAUUUCAAGAGGAGACAGCCAAAUAUGCUGUUGAUGCAGAAAUUUGCCUAUGACAAGAUGGAAUGGCCAAAGCACUACACCAGUGAAAAGGUUUUAGUCCUGAUGACCUACGCAGAGUUGAUGAACAGAAAAUAUGGAAGAGAAAUGUCCUCCCAAAUCAAGCCUCUUAGAAUAUUGAAACCAAGGGUGAGGAAUGCUGUUGCUUGCUUUGAGAUCAUCUGGAGAACACCAGAACAUUACGUGUUUCCCGAGGAUCGGCCUGCGGAGGAUCAACAUGAGGUGAGGACGGUGGAGGAAGAGUCUCUCUUCCGUGUGGCCUACCCAGAGGUGGUGGAGAGCUACCUGAGAGACCAAGCUCUGGCCAAGGAGAAAAAGAUUAAGAAGAAAAAGCCAAAGAGUAAAAAGGAAAAGCCAUCUGAUGCCUCUGAUGGUAUUUCGGACCUUUUGGCUCAGAUGACCCUUCAGAGUGCCUCUAACACUCAACCACAAACGCUGCUCACUACCAUUUCAAACUCAGCUGAACCAGAAGUGGUAGUUUUGGACACUCCAGUGAACCAUAAACAGCAUCAAAAGUCAAAGAGAGACCACAGCAGUCUGGACGAAUCCCCCAAUAAUCCUCUGUCUAAAACAAAAUCCGAGACUGCUGCUUCACCGUCUGUCUCUGCUGUUAUCGAUGCUCUACACCUGAGUGAUAUUGACUGGGAGGCUUUGUCCUUCACAUCGUCUCCGACUCCACAAUCGGCUACAAACCACACCACUGAGCCACCCGAGCAGAGCCAAACCACAGACACUGAUGUCAGGGAAACAGAGGGCAAAAACACCAAUCAGAAAACCUUGGGUGACGUCAAAGAAGCUGACACCAUACCUGCUCCACAGUUAUGCUACACAGAGUGUCCUCUAAGGGACAGGCUGCUUAUGAGGAACACAGCUAAAGCUAUAAACCAGAAAGAGAUAAAGAAUGACAUGGUCUCAAAACAACUAAACUAUGAGUUGACCUCUUUCAAACACGUUUCUUCUCAUAACUCAAAACCAAGUGGACACAUCCCCAGCAAAGGGAGCAGGGGCAGUACAUGGUCAGGAAUAGAUUCUACUGUUAACAAAAAAGAACCACUCGCUGAGAAAAGGCUGUGUGCAACAAAUAAGGCAGAAACUGCAGCUCAAAGUAAGACAAAGGACAAAUGUAAUGUAAAGCCUCCUCAGAAAUACAAAUUUGUCCAAAAAGCCAUUUUGUCAUCGGCUGUCCCACCACAGAGAUGUCACUCUGACCCAGGUCAAAGUGACAAGGACAGGAACGGGCCGCCGACCACCAAGAAGAGCGUGUGUAUGAGCAUGUGUUCAUCCAGCGAGGAAAGUGAUGCAGAGAACCAGCAGUCUGGACCUCAAAAAAGAGCUAAGAUCAAGUCUGUAAACAAGGCCAGCUUCCCCUUAGACAUCCCCUUGAAACCAAAAACAUCCAAACCAACAGUGAAAACAGCUCCAACAGUUCAUUUAUUACAACCAAUUUCUCAGAGCUACAGUGCAGACAUCGAGAUAAACAGCAGACGUAUAUUAACUAAAAGCAAAUGCCAGGACGUCUCACCAGCUCAUGUGGAGACUCCAGCAUCACCUGUGGUGUUAGAUAGUGAUGAUUCAGUUAUUUGUAGUGAGAGUCCAUUGCCACUGGCAGAGAGACUGAGACUGAAGUUCCUGAAGUGAGCAGCAAGAUUACAGGAUGAUGGGCAGAAGCAUGUGAGCUAUUUUAUGUUGAAUGUGAAAAUUUAUUCUUGACUUUUUAGAAAUGGUGGACCACAAAAAAAUCUUAUCUUAAGGUCCACUUACCAGCUUUUUACAGAAGAGCAACAACAAUUAGUCAAUCUCAGUUGAAG
Messenger RNA from Etheostoma spectabile (orangethroat darter), 3280 nucleotides. RefSeq names its product GEN1 Holliday junction 5' flap endonuclease (gene gen1). Gene Ontology annotation, molecular function: four-way junction DNA binding; 5'-flap endonuclease activity. Bases 378 to 3110 code for a protein of 910 amino acids. NCBI's taxonomy places the organism in Eukaryota, Metazoa, Chordata, Actinopteri, Perciformes, Percidae. The record is from RefSeq and is a predicted model, not a curated record. The transcript is spliced from 13 exons.